Messenger RNA from Fulvia fulva, 684 nucleotides. RefSeq lists its product as uncharacterized. The transcript has 2 exons. The record is from RefSeq and is a predicted model, not a curated record. NCBI's taxonomy places the organism in Eukaryota, Fungi, Ascomycota, Dothideomycetes, Mycosphaerellales, Mycosphaerellaceae. The coding region runs from base 1 to 684 and encodes 227 amino acids.
AUGGCACCCAAGAAGGCCAAUUGGGACGUCCAACGCGACCACAUGCUGUUCAUGCUACUGGUGGACAACAUCAAUGUUAACUGGAACGACGUCGCCAAGAAGUGGGCCGAGAAGUAUCCGAAUGACGAGUGUACCCCGACCGGCUCUGCGAUCUCCCAGCACAUUUCCAAGCUGAAGAAGGGAAGUGGUCCCAAAAGUGGUCUAGGCGCCGCUUCCAAGGGAACCCCAAUCAAGACCACUCCAUCGGCCAAGCGAGCAGCACCGCCAAAGACACCAUCCAGUAGCGCCAAGCGCGCCCGCACCACACGCAUGUCAGACGAGGACGAUUCGGACGAGGAGAAGAAUAUGAGCUUCGACACUGUCGGCAAGCGUGAGACGCCAAGCCGACGUUCAUCUGGCCCGCGUAAGAGCUAUCGUGAGGAGAGCGAUGAAGAAGAGGAUAUCCAAGAGGCUCGGGAUGAGGCGACCACAAGACGUGCUGCUGCGGCGCCGCCUCAGGUGGUUCAAGCAUCCGACAACCUCGAAGCUGCUCCUGCUCCACGCGACUCUGUGCAGGCAGAUGAUUACGAUGAUCUCUUCGGCGGACCCCGCAAGGCGACAGCCCGCUCGAAGAGCAAUCCGCCAAAGUUCGAUCAGAUUCCUGCGGAGGAUUCUGACGAGGAUACCUUUGCUCCAAUGGUUUGA